Molecule: messenger RNA, 2652 nt
Organism: Choloepus didactylus (southern two-toed sloth)
Lineage: Eukaryota; Metazoa; Chordata; Mammalia; Pilosa; Megalonychidae
Product: DDB1- and CUL4-associated factor 5-like
Biological process (GO): negative regulation of fatty acid biosynthetic process
Cellular component (GO): cytoplasm; Cul4-RING E3 ubiquitin ligase complex
Molecular function (GO): protein binding
Source: RefSeq, a predicted model, not a curated record
GAGAUGAUCGCCGGGUUCUACUAUGGCACAUGGAACAAGCCAUCCACUCCAGAGUCAAGCCCAUGCAGCUGAAAGGAGAACAUCAUUCCAAUAUUUUUUGCCUGGCUUUCAACAGUGGGAACACCAAAGUAUUCUCAGGAGGAAAUGAUGAGCAAGUUAUUCUCCAUGAUGUUGAAAGCAGCGAGACCCUGGACGUGUUUGCCCAUGAAGAUGCGGUAUAUGGCUUGUCUGUGAGCCCGGUGAAUGACAACAUUUUUGCCAGCUCCUCAGAUGAUGGCUGGGUUCUCAUCUGGGACAUCUAGGAGUCUCCCCACGGAGAGCCCUUCUGCCUGGCAAACUAUUCAUCAGCCUUUCACAGUGUCAUGUUUAAUCCUGUGGAGCCCAGGUUACCGGCCACAGCUAAUUCAAAGGAAGGAGUGGGACUCUGGGAUAUUAGAAAACCUCAGAGUUCUCUCCUGCGCUAUGGUGGCAACCUGUCCCUCCAAAGCACCAUGAGUGUGCAAUUCAACAGCAAUGGGACCCAGCUCUUGGCCCUGAGGCGUCACCUGCCCCCUGUGCUGUAUGACAUCCACUCCCGCCUGCCUAUGUUCCAGUCUGACAAUCAGGGCUACUUCAACUCUUGCACUAGGAAAAGCUGCUGUUUUGCAGAAGAUUGUGACCAAUACAUCCUUUCAGGCUCUGAUGAUUUCAACCUACACAUGUGGAGAAUUCUUGCAGAUCCAGAAGCAGGUGGCAUUGGUAGGGUAGUCAACGGAGACUUCAUGGUGCUGAAAGGGCAUCGGUCUAUUGUUAACCAGGUUCAAUUUAAUCCCCAUACCUACAUGAUCUUCCCUUCUGGUGUAGAAAAGAUCAUUAAGAUCUGGAGCCCAUACAAGCAGCCAGGAUGUACCGGAGACCUCGAUGGUUGGAUCGAGGAUGAUUCCCGCUGCCUCUAUACCCACGAAGAGUACAUUAGUCUGGUGCUGAAUAGUGGGAGUGGCCUGUCACAUGACUAGAUGGCCUUCUUUGACUUCCUGGUGCGCCGCGAGAUUGAGGGCUGGAGCUCCAUCUCAGACAGUGACCUCAGUGAGAGUACCAUCCUCCAGCUGCACGCCGGUGUCAGUGAGCGCUCCGGCUACACUGAUUCAGAGUCCUCGGUCUCACUGCCCCACUUCCCACCCCCCACAGUGGACAAGUCUACCGACAACACCUUCCACCUGGGGCCCCUGAGGGUCACCACCACAAACACAGUGGCAUCAACUCCGCCACCACCCACAUGCGAGGAUGCAGCCUCUCGCCAGCAGAGCUUGUCUGCUCUGCGGCUCCUGGCCCUUUCCAAUGAGUCCGAUUCUGAAGAAAACACCUGUGAGGUUGAACUAGACACCGAUCUUUUCCCUUGGCCACGAUCUCUCAGCCCUGAAGAUGAGUCCAGCAGCUCCAGCAGCUCCAGCAGCUCAGAAGAUGAGGAGUUGCUGAAUGAACAUCGAGCUUCCACCCAGCAGCAGAAUGCCGUGCGGCGCCGACAGAAGGCACCCCUAGAAGAGAGGCCCAGUGUCCCAACCAAGCCCACCAACACCUACAUUGGAGAAGACAACUAUGAUUACCCCCAGAUCAAAGUGGAUGACUUCUCUUCCUCCCCUACCUCCUCCCCUGAGCAGGGCACUUCCACCUUGGAGAUUCAGCCGAGCCGGGCAUCACCGACUUCUGACAUAGAGUCGGUCGAGCGAAAGAUUUAUAAAGCUUACAAGUGUCUCCGCUACUCCUAUAUCUCCUAUUCAAAUAACAAAGUUGGAGAGACCUCCCUAGUGUCUGGGGAGGCAGAUGAUGGGAGAGCAGAAACCAGCCACAAGGACAACCCAGCCCCUUCUUCCAGUGAGGAAGCUUGUCUAAACACAGCUAUGGUCCCGAGGAACCAGGACCUGCCCCCUGAAGGCCACAGCAAGGAUGCUUUUAAAGAAGAGGCUUCUAGAAACUCUAGCAAUAGCCCAGGCCAUGAGCAUGGCAGCCACCCUUGGGCAGAGGUGCCAGAGGGCACUUCUCAGGAAACUAACAAUGGUGGCUCUGUAGAACACUCUUUCGAAACCAAGAAGCUCAAUGGAAAAGCCCUGAGCAAGGCCUUGAGCAGCCGGGCUGAGGAGCCACCCUCUUCUCCUAUCCCCAAGGCAUCUGGCUCCACUCUCAGCAGCGGGCCUGGCAACUGUCCCAGGACCCAGUCCGACAACAACGAGGAGAGGAGCCUGGAAACCGUCUGUGCCAACCACAACAAUGGACACUUGCACCCCCGUCCCCCUCACCCCAACAAUGGACGGAACUUUGGGGAGCUGGAGGUGGUGGCCUACUCCUCCCCAGGACAUUUGGACACUGACCAUGAUAACUUGUCACUCCUACACAAAGGGACACUCCUACACAAAGAUUAUUGUGGCUCUGAAAUGGCCUGUGAGACCCCGAAUGCUGGAACGAGAGAGGACCCCACUGAUUCUCCAACCACAGACAGCAGCAGGGGUGUUCAUGGCCACGGUGGCCUCAAAAGGCACCAAGUUGAUUUAGAAGAUGCAGAUUCAGAGAAUCCCUCCUCAGAGAAGAAAUUAAAAACAUGAUAAAUACAAAAGGGGAAAAAGAAGCUACAAAAAGUAGCCUUACAAAGAAAAAAUUCUGUUUAGUGAACACAGAGGA